Messenger RNA from Phytophthora nicotianae INRA-310, 705 nucleotides. RefSeq lists its product as hypothetical. Gene Ontology annotation, molecular function: zinc ion binding. The record is from RefSeq and is a predicted model, not a curated record. Bases 1 to 705 code for a protein of 234 amino acids. NCBI's taxonomy places the organism in Eukaryota, Oomycota, Peronosporomycetes, Peronosporales, Peronosporaceae. The transcript has a single exon.
AUGGAGAAGCGCGAGAAAAUCCUUACAAAGAGGAAGAACGCAGGACACGAUGUGACACCCUACGCUAAGAAACUGUUUGAGGAAGAGAAGCUGCGUGUGGCACAACAAACCGUCGUCUGCGGAGAGCCACCACACUUCUACGUUUUCGAUGCUUUUGAUUCUCGUACCGUUGGAAGCAGCGCUCACGUUUACGAGGUCGACAUGGAUUUAGGGACCUGUUCGAGAUGCACAACUGCAGAACAGAUGCGGAUUCCUUGUCGCCACGUUGAAGCUGUCAUCUUUGACAGAGCAAAGUCAAAGGCCAAAGGUUUAGUUCAAUACGACGUUCGAGACUUUUUCCACUCGGCAUACUUGGUACCGAAUCUACAGAAAGCUUUGGAGUCGAUAUCGGUUCGACUGUCACUGUACAACGAGCUAAGCUUAACCGAUAACGUGAAACCACCUCCCAAUUACCGCCAAGCAGGUAGGUCUUCGAUGCAUACGCGGUCUGUCGAAGCUUUGGAUAUCGUGAGGGGAAGCAAAAGAAAACAAAAUCGAGGCGAAGAUGCUUCGUCUUCAUUCUGCAGCGGGAGGAUUCGAUCAAAACCAACACCUGAUAUCACAACCGACGAAGAAACAAAGAACGUCUCAGUGUUUUUCGACGCUCAACUUUCCGCUACUUCCACCAAGAAAAGGGAAAAAAUAUUGCUGCACCAAAUGCGGUAA